CAAGCAUCUCGUCUCAUUCCGCCGCUUUCUCAGCAUCCAUUGCAGAGAGGAGCGGGCCACAUAAAAAGCAAAUUGGAGAGAAAGAGACAAUAAAAUCCGUUGAUGAGGGAUGAUACUAUGGAAGAGAAGACAUAAUCCAGGCUCACUGGCAUCCAUUGUCACAUCUUACAGCUUUGACGGAGGUGCGUGAAAGUUUCCACCUUUGAAAGGGGGGGGGGGGACACCCUCCUCUUGAUGUGGGAAUGAACAGCAGAUGCUGAAUUUCAAUCUGAAUGUAAGAGAAGAGCUACUGAAAACAGGACCAGCUGGAUUUGCUUGUAGUGGUGCUGGUAGUGAGCACCACAGGAGAUUUUACAGUUUCUCCUUUUUUCUUCAUCUUGCUCAAUGUUUACGCAUCAGUCUUCAAGAAGAAUAUGACAUUAUUUUACUGUGGGAAGAGGGAAUAUUACAGCAGCUGCAAGCCCACCAGAGACCGUCUAUCCAGGAAAGUAUGAAGGGAAUGGAUUAUAUACAAAUUCAGUGAAGGACAUCCUGUUCACAGAAAGUAAGUUCUGAUCAGAAGCAGAUCUAAAUUGGGUUCUGAUUCUGAGAGACUUGGAAGAUUGUCACUUUUUUUUCCUUUGCUGUGGAACAACACUAAGCUUACUUUGUGCCGACUUAUCUUGUGGACUAUAGGAGUUUGGAUAAUAUUUGAAGCGGAACUCUGCAUGUGAAGCCGUCUAUCCAUCCUCCUUGAAAGAAGCGGAAGUGUUCUUUGACUUCAUGUGUGAGUCGCCUGGGAGUAGCUGACCUGUGAAUAAAGUCACACUGGGGAUUAUCUAAAGGACUUCCUUGAUUCUGUAACAUUGAAGGAACACUGGAGGCCACAAGGUAUGUCAAGAUAAAAGACCAAAAGUAGAAGCAAAACCACUAAAAGAAGAGAGGGAAGAAUGGCUGAGAGGAUGAUUGCUUCUGAAAGUAAACCGUGACAGAAUGGUGGACUAUAUGAAUAAAGUCAUGCUGCACACAGUCGUCUCAUGCUGGCAGCCAUUCCUAGGACUUGCACUUGCGGCUGCCUUUGUGGGUUCUACCUUGGGAUGUCCCUCACGCUGCGAGUGCUCAGCACAGACCAAGGCAGUUGUCUGUCACCGCAAGCGAAUGCCCACCAUCCCUGAUGGCAUCCCAACCGAGACCAGGAUCUUGGACCUGAGCAAAAAUAAACUCACAAUGAUCAACCCUGAUGACUUUAUUGCCUUCCCUGGGCUGGAAGAACUUGACCUCAGUGGAAAUCUCAUCAGCUACGUUGAGCCUGGAGCUUUUAAUGCCUUGUUUAAUAUGCACUCACUCAGUCUUAAGAGCAAUCGAAUCAAGCUCAUCCCUUUGGGGGUCUUUACAGCCCUAACUAAUCUUACCCAACUGGAUAUAAGUGACAACAAGAUCGUCAUUCUAUUGGAUUAUAUGUUCCAGGAUUUGCAUAAUCUAAGGUCUUUGGAAGUGGGUGACAAUGAUCUGGUUUAUAUUUCUCAUCGUGCAUUCAGUGGUCUCCUAAGCUUGGAGGAAUUAACCUUAGAACGAUGCAACCUUACAGUUGUACCAACUGAGGCCCUCUCGCACCUGCGCAACCUGGUCAGCCUUCAUCUUCGUUACCUCAGCAUUAGCACUUUGCAUCCAUACUCAUUCAAAAAGCUGUUCCGGCUGCGACAUUUAGAAAUCGAUAACUGGCCUUCAUUAGACCACAUACCAGCUAAUACCCUCCAUGGCUUAAACCUGACAACAUUGUUUAUAACCAACACCAACUUGUCCUCCUUCCCUUACCAAGCCGUAAGGCAUCUGCCCUACCUGACCCACCUCAACCUGUCCUACAACCGCAUCAGGCACAUCGAAGGAGGGAUGCUGAUGGAGCUGGUUCGGCUGCGAGAGUUGCAUCUUGUUGGAGCUCAGCUGACUGCUAUUGAAUCAUACGCAUUUCAUGGUCUGCGGGGUCUCAAAGUCCUCAACAUCUCUCACAACCAUCUGGACACGCUGGAAAAAGGUGUGUUUCAGUCCCCUGAAUCUCUGGAAGUUCUUUUGAUUGACAACAACCCUUUGAUGUGUGAUUGUCGUCUCAUGUGGAUCCUGCAGAAAAAGCACUCCAUCUUGUUUGGAGACUCUCAGCCAGAAUGCAGUACACCUGAGGGCAUUCGUGGAAGGCCUUUUAAGGAGUUUAAGGAGGCUCUCCUGUCUUAUUAUGUAACGUGCACCAAGCCAAAAAUUCGAGAAAAUAAAACCCAAACAAUUACUGUGGAUGAGGGCCAGCAGGCAAUGCUGCGCUGCAGUGCUGAAGGGACACCAAGGCCAAAUGUGUCUUGGUUGUCCCCACGUCGACGAGUACUGACGAGUCGGAACCAUGGAAGGCUGAUGGUGCACAACAACGGCACAUUAGAGAUUAAGUCUGCAGAGAUACAAGACAGUGGAGUGUACCUUUGUCUUGCCUCCAACACUGCUGGAAAUGACACCCUGAUGGCUUCAGUAGCGGUGAAAAGUCUGGGAUCGCUGUAUGCCAACAGGACCCAGCAUUACACAGACCCCAACAAUGUCACUGCCAAUGAAACGGCCAACAUUGCCCUUGGUUUGGACCUGAAGACUAUUUUAGUAUCCACAGCAAUGGGUUGCUUCACCUUUUUGGGAGUGGUCUUGUUUUGCUUCCUGCUCCUUUUUGUGUGGAGCAGAGGAAAAGGAAAACAUAAAAACAACAUCGAUGUUGAGUAUGUACCCAGGUCAAAGUCCAAUGGUACAAAUGUUGAUUCGGCAGAGGGACAAGCUGGUCCUCGUCGCUUUAACAUGAAAAUGAUGUAAGUUAUAUAUACAUAUAUAUAUUGAAAUAGAGAGACAGAAGAAGACUGGAUCGUGGAAGUGGCAGAAGUAUAAAGUUUUUUCUUUUUAAAUAGACCACAAUCAAAGUGAUUGUUAAACCGUUGAGGGUAUCUAACAUAAUGGGACAAGCUGUAUAUCACUGGAUUGUGACGAAAUACCAGGAUACCGUGUUUCAGCUAUGAAAAGCACAUUACAAUUCUUUCAUAACUACAUAACUGCCAGCUGGCAACUUCUCAGAUGAAGCAUGGAAGCAGUUGUUGCCAUGGGGACCUAAAGGCAAAUGGUGUCAUGUAUUAACUUUUUUGAAAUUUGUAUGUACAAAAACAAGCCCUUCGUUUUGGGUUGACUAUAGACUCAUCUAAGCAAUGUACAGUACGAGUUUGUAUCUAAGAUAUUAACCUACUUUGUUUAGUCCUGCGCCAUGCUUAUUCACUGAACAAUGAAAAAGAACAUGAUUUUUCUGUGCAGUACUAUUGUUUACUGAAUGCUUCAUUAUGUACCUGUGUGGAUAUUCAUUCAACAGAACUAUUCAUAGCAGUAUUCAUGGGAUGCAUUAGCCAAAAUUGUAACCCCACAGGUUCAGCAAGAACAGGUUUCCAUUGAUUUAGGAAGGGCUUCUAUGGCUGAUUUUCUGUCCCCGUUUCCCCAACUGCAACCUGGAUAUAAAAUAUAUAGAAUUUACUAAUAAUAAUAUUUAUGAAAAAUGUGAAUAAUUUAUCAAAAGCCAAUGCUCUAACACCAUUCAGAAUCUAACAUAAACUUUGAUCAUCCUGAAAAUGACCUUGUAUAGGUCUAGGUACAGACACAACUUUUUGUCCUAUUUUUGUCUUUGUUUAUUUUAACUGUAUCUUGCUGGUUGACUAACUACAUGCGUCACUUUUACGAAAGUGACAUAUGCGUCAUUUUCCCCUGUAGAAAAUUUGGACUUUGUUGUGGUAGUUCUUCAUUUUGUUGUUGAAUCAUCUAGAUUGUAAAAACUACAAAAAGUAAAAGUUGAAAAAAUGUAUGUGAAAUAAAUGAAUAUGUAUUUGUA
Girardinichthys multiradiatus is the source of this 3865-nucleotide messenger RNA. It is a transcript of the gene lingo2, whose product is annotated as leucine rich repeat and Ig domain containing 2. The record is from RefSeq and is a predicted model, not a curated record. NCBI's taxonomy places the organism in Eukaryota, Metazoa, Chordata, Actinopteri, Cyprinodontiformes, Goodeidae. The transcript is spliced from 5 exons. Gene Ontology annotation, molecular function: protein binding. The coding region runs from base 973 to 2814 and encodes 613 amino acids.